CAAGUACGGAUUACGCGUGAAGAUAAAUUCUUUAGCUUGCAUGUGAAAGCGGGCCACGUCUAAUCUGGCGUGUCUCGUCAGCUUCGUCUUAAUUUAUUACUGUAACGGACGAUCUGCCCGUCUUAGUCAACUUCAGGGCUCUCUUUUCUAGUGUUAAACCGUAUCAAGCCAUUAUAACGCCUCUCACUCCCUGAUUUCUCAACGGCGCGUCUCUUUACAAAUUACUCUUUUGGACACUUGUCCUCCUUAUUGACCGCGUAUUGUACAAGACUAAAUUUCCAGGCUUUGACGGACGAUUAACUACCGAUAGCGGCGCUUCAACUUCUUGGGGAUCCCUCAGUACAACUAGACAUUUUAUACGCUACGCGACCUGAAGAAAAAGCUAUGGAAAUAGAGCGCGCGAAAGAGCUUCCCGGGGAGCUUCUAUAUAUACAAUACGAACAUUCCCUAGAGGAAAAGUACCUACCCGCUAUCCGGGCCCUGAUUUCGAAGGACCUCAGCGAGCCUUAUAGCAUAUAUGUCUACCGAUAUUUCUUGUACCAAUGGGCUCAUCUGUGCUAUAUGGCCCUCAAUCCUGUCGAUAAAUCUCUUAUGGGCGUCAUCAUUUGCAAGCUCGAACACCAUGCGUCCCACUCCCCUCCCACACAUCGAGGCUAUAUAGCCAUGCUCGCCGUGUCAUCUGCCUUCAGAGGCCACGGAAUAGCGACCGCACUAGUAAAGAUGGCGAUCGAUGCGAUGGCCGAGCGCCACGCCGACGAAAUCGUCUUGGAAACGGAAGAAACAAACAUACCAGCUAUGAGGCUAUACGAAAGGCUAGGGUUUCUACGAUCGAAGAAGCUCCAUCGGUAUUACCUAAAUGGAAACAGCGCCUAUAGGCUUGUAUUGCUCUUAAAGUCGCUAGACCUCGACGCUGGCCAGCAACCUGACUAGUAGUGAGAUGGGCCGCAUCGGUGUAGGAAUUGGAUGUGAAACUUAGAGUGUGACCCGCGGGCGAUAUAUAAACCCCUUGACGGACGAUUACGGAAGACCAGACGACGCAAAAGAGCAUGUUAGGAGACCAGCUUGCGGAAUUCGGAUGGCAUUAGCAUGGAAGGUCGAUGCAUUUAGCGGCGUUAAAGGGACAGCAAGCAAGCAUUGAGAUCCAAUUUGGGUCACGCUCAGAUUAGUGCCUGUACUCCUCAAAGUCUCUGAUUUAGGUAUGCAUGCAGCGAGCUCCCAGUGGUAAAGGGUAGCGAAAAAAUUCAACAAUUUUCUGCGAGGGCCCUUUAUUUAUCUAGUUUCGUCGAUUAUAGCCUUCUUUUCUCCCUUUAAGACUUCUUAAGCAUAGACUUGCUGUCGUAUAUAGAGGCCCUUAUCUCCCAGGGAUUGCCUCGUGCUAUGCCUAGGUAAGUGUACACAUCUAAUCUGGUAAGCAUCAUCUUGUGUGAUCUUGUUCGGAU
Molecule: messenger RNA, 1439 nt
Organism: Daldinia caldariorum
Lineage: Eukaryota; Fungi; Ascomycota; Sordariomycetes; Xylariales; Hypoxylaceae
Product: acyl-CoA N-acyltransferase
Exons: 2
Coding region: 385-930 (181 amino acids)
Biological process (GO): N-terminal peptidyl-methionine acetylation
Cellular component (GO): NatC complex
Molecular function (GO): protein-N-terminal amino-acid acetyltransferase activity
Source: RefSeq, a predicted model, not a curated record